AUGGAAGACACAUACCACAGACCGGACCAAAAGACUCUCCAGGCCUUGAAAGAUAUGGCGAACAAGCUACGAAUCGAUAGCAUUGAGUCUACGAACACAGCAGGUUCGGGGUACGUACAGUAUGCAGUAAUUUUAAUGCUAAACUUUGCAGCUUGGUUUAACUCACAACUCGCAUUUAAACUUCCUGAUUUUAUCUUUCAGACAUCCGUCUUCGUGUUGUUCUAUGGCUGAAAUAAUGUCGGUUCUUUUCUUCCAUACCAUGCGUUACAAAGGUGGGUUUUAGUUGUGCCUUUAGUUUUGCCUGCUCGUAAUCAUCUUAAACCGUGCGAGCAGAUGUAUAUUGAGCAAUACGUUCUUAAUGUGGUGCUUGUCAUUCGAAAUUUUAGCCAACACGAACUUUAUUAGCAGCUUUUAGAAGCCGAUUUGGCCUCCAUUCCGUGCUAUUUCGCUUUGAUGUAAAAUUCGUACGGUUGUACUCAGGGGUGUUCUAAACAAAUAUUGGCUUAAGUCUUCAAGGCAGUACUGUGGAGUUUUCAUCAGCUUGUAUCGAUUUCACCCCAUUGGAUUCAGUUAAUAACUCACUUAAGUUAUUAAUUUUAGUUUGUUUACUGUAUUUUGAUUUUGCGAUGCGGUACGUAGAAUCUUUUCGAGGUAAAUUUAAAGCGUGCCAAUUCUUUUUUGCACCGUCACCGUCCAAUGGCUUAAUUAAAUGCCUGUCCUUAAGUAUGUAAUAGUUGCAUACACUUAAUUUAAGUUCGAUCCGCUUUGAUUUGAAUAUAACAAAUACGUCACUAUUUUUUUUAAAAAGGCAUUUUACAAAGGCAUUGGGAUCUUUCAUCUUCAGUGUCAUACAUCAUUGCACAUACAUGUGUUUUCUGAAGAGCUUUUAGCUUUAAGUUAAAAGUUUGAAACCCCCACUAAUUUAUAAUCGCUAGGCUUAAUUUUGAUAAAUUGCAUGUGCACUGUAUUACGAGAAAACACGGAAAAUAAAGGCAGACAUCUCUUUCUCCUAGACCAACACAUGUCAAUCAUCUGACCUUGUGUUGAGUAAAUUUAAAGUCAAAGAACUUUGUUAGUACUUGGGGUCAACUAACUUUAUUGUUUCUGUGAGCCGAUGUUUUCGUCAUGAAAAUUGCAGAGAAUCGCUCAGUCGUGUCAUGUAGAUUUUGAGUUAAACUUAAAUAUUCUUAAAACAUUUUACUAUAGCCAAAAAGAUGCUUUUUCCUGUGGUCAUAAAUAAUCUCUGUUAAGUUUGUUUUAAGCUGUAUUUUGUUUUUCAAACAACUUUGGAAAGUUUUGAAAACUUUUAGAACUAAUGCUUUUGUGUUAUUAUUUUCUUGAAUUGUUAUUUAAUAGUGUUUGUGUUGAGCUACAGGUUAUAUUUAGAACUGAAUAUAUCAAAGAAUUUAUUACCCCUAUCAUUGUUCAACAGCUCAAUCUUAUUAUAUGUUUAAAAGACAUAUUGAACCAUCCUUUUUUUUGUAUGUGCAAUAUUUAUAUAACAGUGCUUUUUUAAUAUUCACUUUUUGUUAGUCUGGUGACCAAUAUCAAUUUUGUUUGCCUUAGUCAUGCAAUGUUGUGCAUGAGUUAAACUAUGAAAUUGUGUUACCAAAUGAUUUUUGUUGCUAUAUAAUGAUUAAAACGUACCCAUUUUUGAUCAUUAUAAUUAUUUCCUUCUCUCUUAUAUGCUUUGGGCAAUUCAGAGAAAUGAUUUUCAACUUCCUUUAAUCUGCAUAAUAAUUGAAAGCAAUACAAUAAUGAAUACCUUUGCACUACUCGAUUGAUUGUUCACUAACUUUUACUAGCAAGUUAUAAUUUUCACCAAUCUUUUGAACAGCUGUAAAGAUGGGGAUAUACAUGUCAAAAUUAAUCUGCAAAUUGAAAUAAGAUGGAAUUUCUCUCCCACAUAGGAAUACUUCAUUGUUUUUAUUCCGUUGAAUUUUCUUUUGUCGGAGCUUUUGUUUUCUCAAUUUGCUUUAAAACUAUUGUUCUUUGGAAAUUACUUUAUUUUCUACUAGCUACAACCUCAGAUAAAACUGGUCGAGGCAGAUUGGAAAAAUCACCUCCUUUUCCUUGUCAUCCUGACCAAAAUAUGUAAAGAAAAAUUAAUCAUUGCUGGAUGAAUUGACAUUCCAUCUCUUGCAGUGGAAUAAUGGUGACCUUGUUCAGCUAGUUUUCAUCCUAGUAUUACAUAUAAUUGAAAUAUAGAUGGAACUGUCUCAUGAAUUUUGUGUAAGGUGUAAUAUUCCUCCCAAUUAUGUGAAUUAUGUGGUUUGUUGUAUCCAUUAUUUCUUAAGUGAAAGGAAGAAAUAUCCUUUAGCUACGGUAAAAAUGUCUAUAAAGUAUGCAAAGAUUGUACAGAGUCUAUUUUAUAGUUAAUGUCCAACUGUUGCUUUUUUAUAAUUAGUGUCUGAGCCUCGAGAUGUCUCAAGUGAUAGGUUCAUCUUGUCAAAGGUAAGCAUUUUACUUCACUGACAAAGCUGUCACUUAGCUGCACAAACAUGACUUUUCCAGAGGUUAUUUUGACCUGCAUUUCAACCUCUUUUCUUUUGCUCGGCAUGAUAACAGAUAGCGAAAAAAUUCUUCAUAAAUGUUGUAACUACAGUUGACUCACAAUAACUUGAACCUUCAAGGGAAAUUGAAAAAAGUUUGAUUUAGCGGGAGUUCAAGUUAUCAGGAGAAUGAAGCAAAUACUGUAACCAUAAAGGAGGAAAUGAGUUGGGGAACGAAUGCAAGUAACAUGCACACUUCAAAAUGUCUUGAUAAAUUCACAGUGCUGGACACUGUAUUUAAGGUCUCGGUAAAUGAAAAUUUUAGUACAUUGCUCGAUUUUCGUUUUUUGGGAUUUUUGGCAUGGGUGGGUCCUAAAUUUUAUUUUGGCAGAAAAAGAAAAUCAGAAAGUGCUUUUUAACCCUUCUAAAAUGAGCCUUUUCUGAGCUAACCAGCCAAGCGUGGACCUCGCGCUAAAUCUUUAGAGCUGAUUUUCUCUCACUCUAUUUUAGACGCAAAAGUCAAAAUUCUCCGACCUCCAGUCGGGACAGGUUUUAAGCUAUCGCUUUGAAACUUUCAGAUAUGUUGGAUAAUGAUAUAGACUCAAAAAGGGUGUGAGGAAUUUUCCGAUUUCCCUGUGUAACUAAUUUUAUGUCAGUUUCUUUGCGUAAAUCGCGCUCGAGAUUCGACUCUUUAGUUUGAAAUGCAAUAAUUCCGCUAAUACGAGACAUAUGCAAAUUUCCUCACACCCUUUUUCAGGUCUUUUAUCUGUCAAUCAGAUGCAAUAAAAAGGAAGUGAAUAUUUAACAACGCGAAAGGGCUGGAGCUUCAGCAGUAAACUCGAUACCUCAGAGUUCGAGAGCAGAAAACUUAAGCGCCUUUUGAAAUUCGAUGAAAUAAAAUCUUUUAUAAAGUAAUUUAGUCUUUUAGCUUUAAUUUGAUAUAUAACUUGCCUUUGCAGCGAAAAUACUCGCGUGACUAGAAUUUUUUUCUGUGGGCACCUCGUUUUCCUUUACCGAGACCUUAAAGUGGACUGACAAAAAUGUAAGACAAAGAAUACAUGGUUGUUAAAAUAAUUUCAAUGUUUGCAACUGUAGUACACUUAUUUCCACUUGUCACUUGGCAUUAUAAUCUGCCAAACGAAAUGAAAUUAUAAUACUUGUUUACCUGUGUAUAUGUUGUGGUUCAAUUUUAUCCUUGGUUCAAAUUUUUUCCUUUGUUUCAAACUCAUUAUCACAUAUUACCAUAGCCAAAAACAAAGGAGAAUAAAAUUUAAACCAAGGACAAAAUUGAACCACAACAUAUACAUUCAUUUUCUUAUUCAUUUUUUGUUUCAUUCCAUGUUUUAGGGUCAUGCUGCCCCCAUCCUGUAUGCAGCAUGGGCAGAGGCUGGUCAUGAAAAAUUUCCUGUCUCAGAACUUGGGAAGCUGCGGACAUUUGGCUCUGAUCUGGAAGGCCACCCCACCCCUGUGAGUAACCUGUUUAGUUUUGCUCAUGUUAUGUGGUCAAAUAGCCUGUGAACGGCAGACGUUUCUCCUCUCUCAUCGCAGCUGAGAGACGUUUCGCGAGCAGGAAAGUCUGCGACUCAGCGACAGAAAUUCCAUACUGAUGACGCAAAAUCUGUCCGGAAUCCGGUCAGAAGCGCUAAUUAUUGGUCGAUGGAGUAGUUUCAUUGUUUUAGCUAUUGUUUGCGAUGACAGACAAAAGACAAAAGGCUGUAAAGGUCAAAUGGAAACACGAUGAACCUCUAACAAAACAGUCAAUAUUUGUGGAAUAUAGUCUUCUCCAGAAGAAGCAUUUGAGUUUUUCUGGAGCUCAUUCGCAGUUGAACACAACACUUUACCUAAAUCGACCAGGAGAAACGUAAAAUUGAACAAAUUUGCGUUUGGAACCCCAUGACUACCGGAUUUAUUAUGUAAACAUUGUUUUACGUCUUUGGUAUGGAAUUUCUGUCGCUGAGUUGCAGACAUUCCUCCUUGCGAAACGUCCCUCAGCGGCGAUGAACGAGUAGAAACGUCUGCCAUUCGCAGGCUAGUGGUCAAAAGUCUCAGGCGUCUCUUCUGUGGAGAAAGGACUUUUGUCUCGUGAGGUAAGAUUCUCAUCUAGAGAAGAGAGUUUUGUCUUGAGAGAUGGGGACAACAAAGCUUGUGCCUCGGGAGGGGGUGGUAACUUUUAAGCAGUACUGUACUUUGACUUGCACAAGGGUUAAAAAUAUAUGGAAUUCUUAUAAAGAGAUUUUUCUGAAUAUAAUUGAUGAUAGAUGUGUUGGAUAAAUAAGAUUAUUUCUGAUGAAUGAUUAUAAGUUUAGUUGAUUCCCUACACUACUCGUCGCAUUGGCCAUGUUGGAGGUUGAGGAAAAUGACUGCAUUUGGGUGGUGGUCGCGCGUGGCUGCUUUAGUGGUUAAAACAUGGAUCAAUAUAACCACAGGGCAAACAUAUGUUUGUUUGUUUGUUUUUUUUCGUGGAGUCAUCAGGCCACUUUUAUGUAGAGAGUUGACCAUUAUAGUAAAGGUUCAACUUUAAACACAAUAUUAGCCUGCGAGCAAGCUCUCCUAUUUGGGUAAGCGAAGUGAGCCUCGCGAGAACGCGCGAGCGAGGGGCUGAGGAAAGGAGAGCUUGCAACGAUCUCUCAUAAAUUUUCAUUUCCACCCCGGAAACCCCGCGACUCCGCAAAGCGUGAAAACUGUCACCGCAAACGUGCCGCAGAUUAGAAAAGUGACAACCGCCUGUCAAGUAAGUUAAGACAGCCGAGGACGCCUAGAAUUAUUUAUUUAUUUAUAAAUAAAUUUCGCAACAGCAUCAAAGCAAUGUUUUUAUAUGUUUUUUUUUCCACGGGGACAUUGAACUUCAAUGUGUUCGCUCGGAUAAGAACUCACCAAUUUGAUUCUCGUUUCGUUUACUUUUGAAAAGUCAUCCCUACUGCAGUGUAGAAGACUACUCCCCAUCGCAAUCACCAACAAAAACAACAUAUAUUUGUCCGUCUGGAACUGGAGAAUAGCGUUUUCCUGCACUCGGUUCUCUUAAGUUUUACUCCAGUUGCUUCCAACUCUUUCUCUUUUCCUUCUUUACGGUCACGCUACACAGCUACACUGUCAAGUACAUGUUUCUGAAUUUUUCUACCCAGUAGAAAUCAACCGGGCGAAGAAACCGAUGUUGGAAAACAGCGCUUGAAUCACUCUUCACUUUCACUCUCCCGGUUUUCAGAAUUAAACAAGGUGCUUGACACAAACGAAUACAACUCAGUGAUGAAGGGUUUUCAUUUUCCUUCCACAAGAACUACAAACUCGAUCCGACUUAUCCUCGGCUCGCAAUAUUCUCUUUACGAGAAUUACAUCAAACGAGCCUGUCCGCUUUGAGGGCUGAAACAUUUUCUCGGUGCCAAUCUCAUCCCCCUGAGAACCAAAUUUGACACACAGACGAAACGGGUGCCAGCUUAGCCUGUUAUCAAUCAACUUUGAUUUCCGGAACGUCAUUUUUCAGCCAAUGAUAUUUCCCUUCGUCUGGGCGAAGUACAAAUGAAAAUUUGUAAGGGAUGGUUGCAAGCUCUCCUUUCGCCGGCCCCUCGCGGCUUCGCCGCUCACUUGCGCGUUCUCGCGAGACUCGCUUCACUCGCCCAAAUAGGAGAGCUUGCUCGCAGGCUAACACAAUAUGAGUAUAAAAUUUUUCCCCCUAAAGGAAAUUUUGAAGCCCCAGUUUUCCAUAAGCUCCUAUUAUAGAUUGGUAUAAUAGCUGUUAAAAACUGAGAAUUCCAGAGAGGUCUAUUAAAUUUUAUUUGGAGAAACUUGUUUGUCAGAGCAAAAUGAUUGCCUUUGCCUUUCAUCUUUGUACAUACGCCUAUUUUAAUUAAGGUUACUUCAGAGAAGAAUGAUGCAUGAUGCAUGGUCCAUGUUUCAUAGCCCGCAGUGCAUUAUUGUAGCAAGUCUAGUGCCCGCAACGAGCCUAGAAACCUAGAAAGCAAAUGCUGCUGACGCGUGUAUGCUAUGUCAGCAGAACGUUAAGACAAUGGAUUUCAAAGGAAUGAAUCCUAGGCUUUUAAUUUAAGACAGUGAUCUGACGUUAGGUCUUUCUCUCUGGUAAUAUGCAAAUGCUGCAAAUUUUCAAUGAGUUUGCUUGGCUCGUGCACAUGGGAAUUUUGGAUGGAGUUAAAAAAUAAAAUCUAGGCAUUUGUUGAACUACAAUGGAUAAAACUUAACAUUACAUGUUUAUAUCUUUUUUUGAGGCAAUUUUUUAAAAACUGAAUUUAAAAAAAAGCGUUUUUAGAUUGCUUUACUGAAAUAACCAGCAUUCUGGCCCAUGCAAAAACGCAGCUUAAUCAGGCGGUAAAACCCUAUUCAUUUGAUGUUGUUAAAAGAAGAGGCUUCUAAUUGUUUACUAUGAGAUUUUAAAAAUGAAAUUGUUCAGCUCACUCAUGCUUAAGAAUAAUAUUUUAGCAGCCAUUUGACUUGAAAAAAGCUCUCUAGAACGCCUUCUCACAAAUGGUCUUCAUUAUUUCAAUAAACGUGAACAAGACUAAACUUCCCCUUACAAAAGGGUUUACCCAUAGUGCGCUGCAGGCUAUGAAACAUGGUUCAUGGGAGCAACCUUAGUGCUGUGCACAUCAGUGCUGUUGCAAAGUACCAUAGCCUUUGAGAAAUGUAAGGACAUUAGUUUGACAUAUAUGUUUUGAUCCAAACCUAUACUUGCUUUCUGUAUGAAAAUUAUUCUGAAAUAAUUCUACAUGUAGUUAAUUGUUAAUAAUUAUUAGAACUUAGAACAAGAAUUCGCAAAGAAAGCAGGAAGGGCUGUACAUGUAUGUCAAAAUAAGGUCUAUCCAGCCUCGCUUCAAUCAACUAACUGUAAAUUGGGUCAAUUAAAUAUGAUGUUUAUGUUUUCUUUCCCAGCGAUUAGACUUUGUUGACUUUGCCACGGGCUCACUGGGCCAAGGUCUUAGCUGUGCAUGUGGUAUGGCAUACACUGGGAAAUACUUUGACAAAGCAAGGUGAAAUUUUAUAUUAUUUGAUAUGAUUUGACAUUUAUUUUUUUGAUGUAUGAAUUAUUCAUUUGGGAUCUUUUGGAGCAAAUUGAAGGGUCUAUUAUGGGUUACUGGCCAAGUGCCAAGUUUUCUGUAUAUCUGUUGAGUUAAGGUCUUUAUAAUUUAUCUAUUUAUUUUUUAUUUAUUUGGCAGAAAAAAACAUAUUUACAUACAGACAUCAGUGUAUUACAAAAAUGUUAGGUUAAAAGAUUAAAGAGACGUAAAUUGUAAGUAAAAGAAUUAAAAUAAUUUUUCUAGCGAGGAAGAUCAAAAUGAAACCUUGAGAUGCAAAAACAGUACGAGGUCAAUGUUCAACCAUCUUGACCAAACAGUUUUCAAUGAUGAUGAUGAUGAUUGUAACUAAUUGCUUAAAGCUGAGAGCAUUGUUAAUAAGUACAGCUGUAAUUGCCUUGAUGAUGUAAUAGUAUUGUUUCAGAAACAUGCCACCUUGAUUCUGUAUGCUGCAUCAUCAUCAUCAUCAUCAAAUUUAAAUCAGGUCAUUCAAUAAAGUGUCAGGAUUUCAGUGUUUUCCUUAUCAGGCGGUAACCGGUAAAAUUUACUGUCUGAAGUAACACUUCUUACUGCCUGCAACCACUUGAAGGUUUGCUAAAAUUAAGUAAGCUGUUUUAAAGAAUACCCAAGUUGUGAUCCGAUCCGAUCAAGGUAAUGAAUGAACACAUGGAAGUGUACUAAAGUAUGCACAAGUUUUCUUUUUAUGGGCCACGCAUUUUGGAAAGAGCAUUUGAAGGCAGAGUACAAUAAUAUUAUUAGAAUCAAACGUUUUGAAUUGAGAUAACAACAGCUGAUUUGCGUAAAAUAGGACUUCAACUGAGGGGGAAUGACGUUUCGGAGAACUUAGCAGUGUACACAGCAAGGUCGAAGCCAUGUCCUUCACUCUACUACCCCCUCCUCAGGAAAGUGCACACAUAUUUUUUGCCUUACCGGCAAUGAAUGGUCCCUUACCUGCUGAGCUAAAAUUUAGGGAGAUUGCUGGGAGUUACGUACAUGUAUCAUUAGAAGCAGCUUGAUCAUUUACUCUUCUGCUCAGAUGUGACGACCUUAUUUUUAUUUUCUCAGCUACCGUGUAUUUUGUGUUAUUGGUGAUGCUGAAGCUGCAGAGGGCUCAGUCUGGGAAGCUAUGAAUUUUGCAAGUCAUUAUAAGCUUGAUAACUUGUGUGCUAUCUUUGAUGUCAAUCGUCUUGGACAAAGUGACCCCACAAUGCUCGAACAUGACUUUGAUACUUACAAGAAAAGAACUGAGGCUUUUGGGUGAGUUCAGUGAAUAAAAUAUCAAUGCAAUUAGAAACUUAAAGUGUAGUCACGUGCAAAAAUGUAAUUUUGAUUUUUGUUUAAUUGCAAAAUAAUCCUUAUAAUAUCAUAGGUGACGAAUUACUCCUUAAUUUUGGCGCGAAAUUUCAGCGUUAAUUUGUAAUUUCACAUGUGAAAUUACAAAAUUGCCAUGGCAACCCUCCGUACAUCUCAGUGUCAAGAUGGCGACGAAGUUUUAAAAUGCCGUGAAUGGAGAUGUCAGGGCUCAAAAAGACGCUUUAGAAAACCUGAACACACAAGAGAACAUCAAGAAGGAUUCUAACAGGUAUUUUGCCGAAAUAGUUUGAAAAAUUCUGAACUUUAUAAGCCAAAUUUAAGGUCUAAACAUUUGACAGAGUGGAGUUCUCAAUCGAUAAGAUCCAGGAUAAACAUGUCAAAAAUCCAAGAUUGCUAACGUAAUUCGUCACCCAUGAUAUUAAUAGGUAAUCAAAUGGUAUACUGGUGAAAUUAUUCUCUAAUUUCACUCGUCACCAUUUGAUUACACAUACCAAUUUAAUAUUGAGUAUUCAGGCCUUCUGAAUUUCAAAAACUUAAUCAAUUUGUGUACUUAGGAGGAAGCCAUGUCCCUGUUGUCAUUUUACUUCCUUAUUAUAGUAGGGGUGUAGCGAUUCAUAUUCCUUGCGAUUUGAUUCUAUUUUGAUGAUUGCUUUUUGAUUUCGAUUAUUUCUUAAUUCUUAUAACAUAACGCGUUAACAAUGUAAACAGCAUGCAACCCUUAAUGCUUAAUUUGAGAAUAGUAACAGGGACAGGAGUAUUCACUGUCGCUUGCUCGUUUGUUGCCAGGUUUGAGAACCUGACAAAGAGUGUGUCGCGCACAUGGCUUGCCUUAUUUUAGCCUGCAUAGGAAGCAUUUCCAAUUGCGAAAGUUAGAGCGGGAGCAAAAAAAAAGGUGGAAGGGGGACAGAGGGAGGGGAGAAGAGGAAACGCUUGCCCACAAACCCCACAACUCGGGAAAACGCCCCUUGAUAUUUCACGGUUCGGUUCAUUUGUAAAUUGACAGCUCGUCAAAAUAGAAGUACCGGUAUAAUGAAAAGAUUACCCCUGGAUUACCAGUUUUGUAAAAUUACGUUGUUCUUUAAUAGAAUACGUUCCAGGCGAUUGCAAAUACUGUAAUAAAAAAGGUUUACGAUAAAAGAAGGUUGAAACUCUGAGCAACUGCUGUGGGAUUUCUUGUUUUUUUGUUGUGUGGCUUUAUCUCGUCUGAAACCUUGUUGAAACAUCAAAAAUGAUUUGUCCGGAACAAUUCACUCCGCCAGUCAUAAGUUUUGCAGAGCGGCUGCUCUUCAGCCCUUGUCAAAAAGUUCUCUACAGUACAUGCCGCUAAAUUUCCAGCAAACAAAAGAAUCUUUUCAUUUCAAAAAGCUGACAAACCGCUUGUCCACGGCUUUAGCUAGUGUUGAGUACCGAUGUUCUAAUUUACGUUGAUGUUAUGUCCAAUAAACAGUCCAUUUUUUCCAGUCUGAUCCGCACUCCGUCAUUCCCACUACUGAAAUUGGCCUUCCCUAGUCUUCACUGCUCGAUCUCCAAUAAUACCUUGAAUAUUCUGAUCUCAUAAACCUCCGCACAAACACGAUUCAAACAAAUAUCAGUCCAAAGCAUUUUGUAAUCUGCGACCACAAUUCUGAUGAGACCAAAUCUGUGACGCACGUAAACAAAGCAUACCUGGUUCGAUUGUUGUUUCGAUUGCUAAGUAAUCAACACUACCAGCACCACACCAAUCAGAAGCUGCAUUCGUGGGCGAAUGAGUUUUUCAAAAUCAUGGGGUUUGCGGGCAAGCGUGUCCUUCUUUCCCCUCCCCCUCCCCCUCCCCUGUUGUUACUUUUUUUUGCUCUCGUCCCGAUGUUCUCGACGAACUUGCACGGAAACGCUUGCUAUGCACUCUAGCCUUAUUUGGAAAUUCUCAAGGCAUUUUUACCCGGCAACCCAAAAUGGCGCAUGAACUGCUGUCAUCUUAAAAAAAGGGCACAUUUUAAAGAGUUCUGGAUUUUGAUUUAACAAUAUAAUAACAGACUGAGAGCACCCUUUAAAGGGUAUGCAAAAAUCGAACCAAAAUCGAAACGUAGAAACAAAGAAUCGUAAAUCAAACCAAACGGUCAUAAUCAUGAUUAAUCUAGAAUUCGAAUUCGAUCGUUACACCAAUAUUUUAUAGGCUCUGUGAAAUGAAGGUAUUGGAAUUUAAUGUGACUUAAUUAUUAAUGCAAAUCUAAUUGGGAAACAACUUUAGAAUAAAGGAAAUUAUGAUACCAUUUCAAAAUGGAGGACAUUCGCCAAGAAAUAAAACUAAUUGUUGGCUCAUGGGCACAACAGGAAUGAAGUACAGUUUAGCAUAUAAUUCGAAUUGGGAACUUUUUUUCUGCUACUUUCCGCAAAUGUAUGAAGGGAAUCAAGCAAAGAAAUCUAGCUACUUUGAGGGUUCUUCCAAUUUCACUGAGACCUCUUUCUUAGGUAUCAAGAAUAUCUGCAGUGUAUCGAGACCUUGGGACCAAAAUACUUGAAAUUAAGGUCGCAGAAAUUAACGCUGUACUUAACUAAUAUAUGGCACAAAAAUUAAUGUGUAUAAAAAUUAAUGCAAAUUUUUGAAAUUCACAUUUAUUUCAAUCGUUGCUGUCACAGUUCAACCCAUCUUUGUGCCAUUUGUCGCCAUAUUUCAGCUGUCUUAUAUCGCUGUUUCAAGGCCAUGUGCUUGUUGGAGUUUUACCCUAACAUGGCCUCUAUACUGGUUUUAAUUUUUCUAGCUGGAACACCCUUGUAAUAGAUGGUCAUGAUGUUGAAGCAGUCUGCAAAGCAUUUUAUGAAGCCAAAACAACAAAAGAUCGUCCAACAGCUAUUCUGGCGAAGACGUACAAAGGAAAAGGUGUUGAAGGUAUGGUAAUAGGCCAUAUAUAUGCUCUAAGAGGUCAUGUGACAUCACUUUUAUGAAAAUGAAAGUUAUAUGAUUUUGCCUUGGAAAAACGAUUAGUUGAUCAUGUCUUAAACAAAAUAAGAGUGAUUUAGUGUUUCAAACCUGUACCAUUUUCUUAAAAUGAGUAAUUUCCUUCGUAGCUGGUCACAUGACCAAAUGUGAUUUUUAAAACCAUGAAUUACCUCUUUCCGAACAAUGUUGCACGUCAAGGAAAACAAUUUUGAAACAAUGAUGUGGUAACAUUUAGAGCACAUCUGUGCGUAACUAUCAAACAUCUAACAAGAUAUAAGCAAAAAGUAGUUUUUGCCACCAUGUUGGAGGGCAAGAGCAUGCCUCCAACAUGGUGGCCAAUCAUACUACUUUAAUUUGUUGAAAAAUGAAAGUGCCAUAAAAUAUCUCCCUUACAUGUGUUUCCUCUCAAAUUUCGGCUGUAAGAUAAUUUUUGUGUGCUCUGUCAAUUUGUGGCAUCAGCAAGAUUCCAACUCAUUGUUUAAAGGAAGCAUUAGUCAUGUGACCUCUUAGUGCAAGUGGCCUAUUGAAACUCUCUUCCCUUGACACUUGCUGUUGGCCUAUUGUAGUUGCAAAACAGGGUAAAGUUAUCUGGCUCAGGUUACCCAUUCCAAACUUUUGCCCCCACCUUCCCCUUAAGUCAAAGUUAAGCAGUCUGUCAAAGUGACAAUGACUGUUUCAUGAAGAGUUCAUGCUUUAAUGAGGUUCCUCAAGGACGUUCUGUCCUUUGCUCGCUGCCUCCAAGUAUCUACUAAGAUGUUCUUCCACUUCAGGGUUCUUUUCACGAUGUCCUUGAAUCUUAGCUUAGGCCAUCCUUGAGUUCUCUUUCUAUCUCUUCCCCUUUGGUGACCCACAAUCUUGUGUGGCUAGAAGCCUUUUAGGUUCUUUUCUUAGUGGGAAUUGAGGAUAAAAGUGCGGGGGAAGGUUAGGUCACAGUCUUCAAGUGGUUGUAAUUAAUCCAGUGAAGUGGGUCAAUAGAUUUUGCUUCAUAAUAAUUGUUUUUUUUGUCAGAAACUUUGAAAUAAUUGUAUUUUUAUCUUUGUGUCAUUUUAUUGUUCAAAUGUUUCUCAAUAUCAUUAUGUCUAUAUUUGUAGAUUCCUAGCCAACCAAAUUUAUCGCAGUGAUACAUGUAAAUACAUGUUUAGUCAUCAUUAGCAACAACAACAACAUAUUAUCCAUAUAUAACACCUCUAAAAAAAUUUUGGGGAACAAUCUUUGGGGCAAAAAGCCCAUUUGUUUAUUCCAGUAGACUGAAGACUCAUUUAUAGAGGGUUAGCCUUGACUUAAGGUAAAUUUAUUCACAAAUUCCAGUGAGAAGAACACCUGUCUACAACUCUGUAUGUUGUGUAAACUCAAAUUUGUGCACUGUCUUGCUGAUAUUUGUGAAUAUUUUACUUUAGCUUGGGGCUAAUACCAUGUACUAAUAAGUCUUCAGCACUAAUUUAUUUAGUGGCCACGACAGAUUCGAAACUGGACUAUUUCCAAGUGUUUUGUUAAACUGUUUUGUAGGCGUUGAAGAUUUGGAAAAUUAUCACGGCAAAGCUCUUGGAGACAAAGGCAAAGCAGCUGUAGAGAAGCUGAAGGAAGGACUUUCUGAUGACAAACAUAACCUGGGCCCGCAGCCAGUUGUUGAUGAUGCACCUGCUGUAGAUCUGUCACCUGGAACCAUUAAGCUGUCUGAACCACCAAGUUACAAAAUUGGAGAUAAGGUAAUUAAAGCCAUUCAUUUCUAAAGCACCAAGUUGGAUCUUUGUCCUUUGAAGAGGAAACUGGCAAAAAUCCUCUCAGAAACAAGUUGUUUUAUACUGUGGUGCUUGUCCAAACUUUCUUAUUGAUCAUGGCAUUUGCCAAGUAUUUUUGUUUUGUUUUACUCAUAUGCCACUAAAACGCAUUGCAGACAUGUACAUUGUUGAGCACAGAUGCUAUUUAGCGGAGUUAGUUAUUCUCUUGAUUCAAUGCAUGCAGAAUAAAAAUUUUAUCUGGUGCUUUGAGCAGGGUUCUUAUUGAUUUUAAAGAAGACGUCAGAGGAUGUAAAAGUAGGUGGCUUGGCAAUAAUUAUUGAUUGCUGAAGGUAACGUCAGGAUUCACUCAGCUCUCACUCUCCAUUUUUCCUUUUUUUUUUCUGGUUUUCUAGUUUUGGUCCUUGUUGUUAGCACCAAAUUUUUUUUUUCCCGAGAAUGCCGAAACAUUUAGAUUCUCAAGAAACAAAAUCAACUGUUUCUGUAGGGACCAGUCUUUAAGUGAUUUGUUAUGUAGCUGGAAAUUCAUGAAACGUUGCUUUAACUGCAGUGGUCAAUCAACAUUCAUGGGUAACAGUGCACUGUUACCCUCUUAUGUCAUAGAUUUUUGCAGUAUUGCCUGCUCAGAGGUUUUGAUGGGAAACAGUUUUAUUGUUAGAUAUCAUAUAACCUUGAAGUAACCAUUUGAGCGUGCAAUGUCGGGAAGAAAUUUCCAGCUAUAUAACAGUAUAACACUGUUAUAUAAUACCGUGAAACUUCCUGUAAGCAACCCAUAAGUGGUUGCUUUUGGGAGAUAGUUCUUUACAAGAAUCCAACUACUGGGAGUCAAUCUUCUGUAAAGGGGUGCAGACUCAUCUACUUUAAUAUGGAAGAUAACUUAUUGUGUGCAAUUUCCAUGUUACAAUAUGAUCAGCUCCAUGUUGUCAUUGAAAUUUCUUAGUAUACUGUGGCAGCAUAGUAAAUACAGUGAGUAUAGAUAUCAGGUAUAAAAAAACAAUAGAAAAUUCUAAAAACCUUUGCUACCAAAAGUGGUCAUUGACAAGAGUUUCCUGGGGGGGACUUUCAUAUAAAAGAAACGGGGAUGCUCAUCUUCUCGCUUUGGGGUGCAAAUUGCUGAUUUUUGUCUCACUUUUGAAAUGGAUGUUCCCAACAUUGUAAGCUGUGCUGCUAAAACUUUCAGCUGUGUGCCUAAAAUUUUGGCAGUGUGCCUAAAAAUUUACAUCUUGUAGCAGAAGUGCUUAAGUUGUAUCCAAUGUCUUUACAGUGCGACUACUCGUACCGAGGCCACCCAGACAAAAAUUUCAAAAUUAAUUCUUUACUGUUGGCUUUGAUUCUGGCAAACCCAGACAUUGUAAAUUAAAAACAGUUUCAGGUUGAUUUAGACAGACGUCACAAUUCCUUAUUUUUUAUAUCCUUUAGAAAAAUGGUUCACAAUGUAUAAGUUGAACUGUCUCUGAGUACAAAAUUAUGCGCAAUUUCAUUGUUUAGAUCUUGACUUGUGAUUGGCUAAUUUUAAAAUUUGUCUCAAAAUUUUGUCUUGGUGGCCUCGGUUUGUGUGGUCUCACUGUAAGAUUGUUUGAAUGAUUCCAGUGAUUCAGAAAGGUAGAAUCAGCUAGUACAACAAAUAACCCUUUAUCCGUGCACUUUUUCAACAUUCCAGGUUGCUGUGCGCAAGGCAUAUGCCAAUGGUCUUAUCAAACUGGGCAAGACUUGUGACCGGGUUAUUGCUCUGGAUGGAGACACCAAGAACUCCACAUACUCUUUGGAUUACAGAAAGGCCUUCCCUGGAAGACACAUUGAGUGUUUUGUAGCAGAGCAGAACAUGGUAGGAGUGGCCAUGGGUUGUGCUGCUCGGGGCCGUGCCAUCACCUUCACCAGCACAUUUGCAGCAUUCUUUACACGUACCUUUGAUCACUUAAGAAUGGCAGCGGUUUCGCAGACCUCAGCUAACUUCUGUGGAUCUCACUGUGGCGUUUCAAUUGGUAUGUUUCUUUAAAGUAAGAAAGAUUUUUUGAAAAAAAAAUUGUAAUGGGCUUUCUUUUCCCAUGGGUUUCUAGUGAAGUUUCUCGUGUUUGCUACUCUGUAUUCUUCACUAUAAGUGACUACAAUACUUGUAGCCUGUUCACAGGCCCUCUAUUUUUUCUUCAAAGUUCAUUGAGCGCACGUGAUAAAAAAUACCACCAAAGCAAGGGGCUAGGGGUGGGGGAAGAAGAUAAUAGAUGGUCUUUGUUUUUCUUUCUCACACUCUGCGCUUGUUCUUGCACACUCGCCGAUGUUUUCAAAAAGAACGAAAAGAAAAAAAACACAAUGUCUGUGUACAGGCUACAAUACUUGUCACAUUUGUUGAAACACUUUUCACAUUAUGUCAUCUCCAAAAUUGGUUCAUGUAUUAUGGGUUUGCAAAUAAACAGGGCUCUCAACGUUUUGGGGAAGAAGAGAAAAAGUAAACACAGGGAAAAGUUAGAUGAUAAGUCAGUUGAGAAGGCGUGACAUGAAAAAUCCUCAGUUUCAGUUAAAUGAUUCAAUGAAAUUUGACAAGUAUUGUUGUGUCCCUGUUCAAACUAAAAGAAUCUCAAAUAUAUGGGUAGGCAGCAACAUAAUGUAGGGGCCAGUAACAGGGCAGCUUCCUAUCCACGUCACCAACAUUUUGGUUUAAAAAUAGGUACAGUGAGCUCUUUUUAUUGUGGACACCCUUGGGACAGCAAGUUAGUGUCGGCAACAGCAAAAGUAAUGGUAGAAGUUCAUUUCAGACAAAAUCUGUAACUAAUUUUUGCCGAGAAUUUGCCACUGUCCAUAUUACUGGGGCUCCUGUGCUAGCAAGGUUUGUGCAAUGCAAGAGUUGACUGAGUGGGCUGCAUGUGUGAACUGUUGUUGGCUCACAUUAAGCUCUACAUGGGAGCAUUUUGUACCUUUUGGAUUCCUGAGUGAGCUUAAAUGCAUGGGGAUUGAUUUCAGGUCUGAAAACGGGUAUGGAUUCUAGAGGCCAGGUCUGAAAACGUGUCUGGAAAAUUACAUUUUUUGGUCUGAAAUAGGGUCAGGAUUUGGAGAACCAGACAGCACACCCCCAACAAGAAUUCCCAGGAGUUGCCCCUACCCCCCCCCCCUCCGCCCCCCUUAGGAUUAGGUCACUUCCUUACAAACCUACAUUGUAGCAUACUAACUUGAACCACAGUAUUUUGGGUGACACUGUUGACCUAAAUUAAGAAACACCCUGAGACAACAUUAAUGUACAUAUUUCUUGAACUGUAUUGGGUUAUACCCUUAACCUGGGGCACACCCUGACAUUCAUAAAAUCAUUCGCCAUCAACCUAUUUAGAAUCUAAGAUAAUACCUGCUUUUCAGGUUUUAAUAAAAUUAUUGUAUUCUAGUAACCAUGUGGUGAAGAAACAUGCUUAUGUUUGUCUUAAUUGGUUCAUGAUCAGGUGUGGACGGGCCUUCCCAGAUGGCUUUAGAGGACAUUGGCAUGUUCCGUUCCAUUCCAAACUGUGUGGUGUUUUACCCAAGUGAUGCUGUCUCGUGUGAACGCGCUGUUGAGCUGGCAGCUAACUACAAGGACAUGACCUUCAUCCGUGCUACUCGAGGAAAUACACCUGUUGUCUACAAGAAUGAUGAACAAUUUGAGAUUGGCAAAGCCAAGGUAAGACUGGAGAGAUCAUCUUUUGUUUUUGAGGUGGCAGUUGUGUUGAACAAUGCAUGGAGGACAGCCUUUGUAUGUGGUCUUUCAGUAGCAUUUUAAAAAACAAUAUUGAAGUUCAAGCAAGGCCUUGCACUACUGUCAAAAAUUAAAAACUUAAAAUAGUAGCUUUUUCCCAUCAAUGACAUUAUCAGGGAAAGGAGAACAAGGGGUCAGUCCAGUUCAAUUCAGGAUCUGCUAUGUCUGAAGGAGAUGAACGCCAUGAAUGCCAUUUUCUCAGCGCUUGACCCGUUCAGCAAUAAUUUCAAUGCACUGGAUUGUACAAGUAACGAAGUUUUGUGUUGCAGCUAUAGACCUUAAUGACGUUUUUGGUGUAGGUAAUAGCAUGAUUUGAAGUGAUAUAUUUUGGCAUAAAUAUGAUGAGCGAUAUUUCGAAAUUGUUGUACGUAAUUUCACGAGCCGUUAGGCAAGUGAAAUUUGAGACAAUUUUGAAAUAUCACAAGUGGUAUUUAUGCCAAAUAUUACAUAGAAUUCAUGCUAUUAUUUGAUUAUACUACAACCCGCAAAGGUUUUGUAAUUUUCACCUGGACGUAUUUCAAAUUAAGCUGAAAUACCACUGCUCUAAGUCAAUCAAAUUGCAGAAAUUUCUCAUGUAGUAGUGUAAUAGGCGUAACCAAGUGUUUGUCAUUUUAGAAAAUAAUAAAAUAUUGCACCUGCCAAAUUUUGUAAACAUGAGAAUUUGAAAGAGAGCACUGCCAUCAUGUGAUCAAAAUGCAGCAACAAAAGAACCAAGCGAUAAAAUUGUCUCAAAAAGUCAUGCACCUUGCACUUCGCUGAUUUACAUUCUCCAAAGAAACAUAGAAUUAUUUAAACAAUACCCUCUAACUUUCAUAAGACAGCAUGGUUUUAUUUUACUUUUUGCUCAUGUUAUUGCUCUAAAACGAAGCAGAAACCAGUAAAAACAAUUAUGGAAAAGCCAGUCUGUCAAAAAUAAUAACUAAUAAAAUUAUUAAAUAACUAAUAAUAAUAAUAAUUCUGUCAUUAAUAACAAAGCUGACUUUAAAAUCCUAUAACAAUCAAUUUUGCUUUAAAAAAACUACUCAGUCAAAGCACUUUUUACUAUUCCUUUUGAUUGAAUUAGUUUUGAUUUUAAAAAAAUUCAUUCAAUUAAAAAAGAAUUACUAGAAUUGACAAACAGGAAAUUAAAUAUAAUAAUAAUAAUAACAGUAACAGUAAUAAUAAUAAUAACUAUUAUUAUUCAUUCAAAUUUUUCUCCAUUUCUGAUUGGGUAAAAUCCCAUGCAUAAUUCCAUCAUAACAUGCUAUUGUCAAUCAAAGGUGGAAGAAUUUUGCGAUGUGUAAAAAAUGAUGUCAAAAGUGCAGCAAAUGACAAAAAGGAAAUUAAAUAUAAUAAUAAUAAUAACAGUAACAGUAAUAAUAAUAAUAACUAUUAUUAUUCAUUCAAAUUUUUCUCCAUUUCUGAUUGAGUAAAAUCCUAUGCAUAAUUCCAUCAUAACAAGCUAUUGUCAACCAAACAUGGAAGAAUUUUGCGAUAUGUAAAAAAUGAUGUGAAAAGUGUAGCAAAAUUGCCAGAUUAUUGAAAUGUUAACCGAGAAGACCCGGGGACAAGGCUGUGACUAGUACAUGGCAGAACAUUUCACUUGUUUCAAGAGUAAGAAAUGGGCGAACUAUUUGCUAAAAGCAUAGCAAAAACGGCAAAAGACAACUCGACAGACGACACCUGCUGUUCACCUGAACAACCCUUUAUUUCCUAAACUUGCCAAUAAACAUGCACUAUUGACGAUAAACUUAACAUCAAUGGAGGUAAGCAUGCUUUAGCUUGUUUUUAAACUACGAAUUAUUUUGAAUGAAUAAUAAAACAAUUAUUGAAUUUGCCUUUCGUAUCAUCUGAAGAAUUAUGGAUAUCGAGGAGGGUGUUAUCUACUUCAGCCUACCUCCUCAGGAGAUAAUACCCUCUUUGAUCUCCAUAAUUCUCCAGAUGAUACUCAGCCUCAUUCAAUAAUUUGUAAUGAAUCUUCUAUUAAGUUCCCCAGGGGGCUUAUUUCCUAAACCACGUUUGAAGGGGGGACUUAAUAGAGAGGGGGCUUAUUUAGUUUAGUAAAGAUGAGGGAAUAAAUUCUCAAUAAAACGCCAGAAUGCAAAAGGCACUUAAAGCUGAAGGUCAUGCAGCAAAAAAUGCUACUAGCAAAUAUAAACUUUCAGAAUAUCAAUAAGCCAUACCGGAUCAGUCCUCAUGAAGUGUUAGAGUUGUGAUUGAAAAAUACAGUCUAUCAUUUAAAAAAAGAGGAAAAGGGGCGGCUUAAAGACAAGGGGGAAGGGGGCGUAAUAACUUUCUUCCCCAGCAAAGGGCGACUUAUCAGAGAGGUACGGAAUUUAACACCCUAAGCGCCACUCACCUAUCAGAAAUUUAAGGGACUACACUCCCGGGCUUGAAUGACUGAUUGAGAGUCCUUUAGUGUUUUUUUCUACGAUAAGCUUAGCUUACAGCACUCGCUUUGUUGGCUGUAGAUUGUUCGUGAGAGUGAUAAAGAUUCAGUACUAGUUAUUGGAGCUGGUGUUACACUGAUUGAAGCAAUCGAAGCUGCUAAAGAACUUGAAAAGGAGGACAUCAAGAUUCGGAUCAUGGACCUCUUCACCAUGAAGCCAAUUGACAAGGAAGCCAUCAUACAGCAUGCCAAGGCUUGUGGUGGGAAAAUACUCACUGUAGAGGAUCAUUAUCCUGAAGGUAUGUUAUGUAUGUUUCUUAACCCUUUAAGCCCUAAGAGUUAUCAACAUCAAAUUUCUGCUUGUAAUAUCCAUGCUUUGUAAAACAGAUUGGUCAUGAGAAUUACGGACAUGAUGACACAAGAUGAAUUUGCUUGAUAUUUUAUCAACUUCUCCCCACUUCUUCUGUGCGAAAUGAAUAGGGGCAACAAAUGAGAAUUCAAAGUUUGAUCUUAGGGUUUAAAGGGUUAAAGGGGCUUUGUCACGAGGAUACUACUGUUUUUGGUCAGUUCUGUGCUGAAAUCAGUACCAGAUCAAGACCUUGAGAUGGGGGCUGGUGUCCAAAAAAACUUUUUUCCGUCUUUCGGGUCUCAGUUUGGUCUCAAAAUAAGGGGGGCCCAGGCCCCGCGGCCCCUCCCCUGGAUCCGUCACUGGAAGUCAUAGGUCAACCACAAAUAUGUACUGCUCAGUAGCUUUUAUUUCAAUGAUAACACCUUACAGGUUUGUCCAGACUCAAAAGAUAGAGUCACCUUGCUCAGCAUAGCAAGUAGUACCACAAGAAAGCACUGCUCAGUAGCUUUCAUUUAAGGAGUCACACUUAUUUUUUUGUCUUUUCCUUAGGUGGUCUUGGUGAGGCUGUUAUUGCUGUUGUGGCAAAGGAGAAGGGGGUGAUUGUGGAGACAUUAGCCGUGAGAGAGAUCCCACGUAGUGGCCCUGGAGAUGUUUUGUUGGAUCAGUAUGGAAUUGGUGCCAGAACCAUUGUCAAGACCGUCAAGAGCAUGUGA
This is a messenger RNA of Porites lobata, 20622 nucleotides long. Lineage: Eukaryota; Metazoa; Cnidaria; Anthozoa; Scleractinia; Poritidae. The record is from the annotation of a GenBank genome assembly.